AUGCCUCCCAUCAGGCUCUAUGACGUCAGCGUCGGUGGGCAGCGCGUGAGGGACUCGGGGUUCCGGACGGAGUAUGAGCGGACAGUGGAAGUGUCCAGUGCUCCGGACACGUUUACUUGUGGGCACGUCCUGUGUCAUAAAUGCAUUCGUAACCAUGUUGUCCCAAUGCGAAGAGCAGCCUGGGAAUGUCCGGUCUGUUAUCGGGAAUCCGAUUCCUUCAACAUUCCGGAAACUUCCGGGGGCCGGAUAAUGGCUGAGGAAGACGACACACAACACAUUAAGCUGAUGUCGAACUACGACCAGAUGGUGAAAAAGUUCAGUGGCAUUGACUACUCAUUAAGGAGACUGAAGGACGAAAAAGUAGAGGCGAAGUCUGUGGGUCUGUCCUACACGACAUGCCCCUGCAGUUUGUGCGGAGAGAAUCACGGUACACUUUCCGUGACCCAGGAAUACAACCAGCUCCGCGUGCAGCACCUACGUCCGAGUUCAAUUGACCAUUUCUUUUACCGUCUAUCCACGGGGCACAUUGUGACGUCAUUCUACAGCGUCGUGAACUCUUCCUGUGUGUGUGUCCCGUGCACGUAUAAAGAAAUCCACGAGCGUCCACAAGAUUUCCCCGCUAUUACAAAUAACAACCUUAAAGGGUCAAUGGAGAACGCUCUGGCGGAGGUAGGAAAGGUGGUAACCGGUAACAACGCCCCGAUAGAAGCCCUGGAGGGCAAAAGCGUCAUUGAAAUUGACCAUAAUAUCAGUGUUAAAGAACGGGCGGAUCUAUUUACUUUUAACGCCACAACAGAUAUGAUAAAGAGACUUGUGAGAAGAGAAGAGGAGAAUUUAGAUCUUGCAAAAAAGAGUCCAGAUGUUUUCAAAGAGGCAGUUGUCAACGGAAUGCUGGAAUUUGAAUGGGAUCUAUUCAUUGAAGCUAAAAUGAAAGAACUACGGGGAGAGACCUGGACUUUUCAGGAGAAGGCCAUCUGUUUCAGUAAUGGAAUGCUCAUCGGUGGUGGCGGACCAGACGAUUUCGUGAUCUGGGCUGAAGACAAUUUUAACUUUGAAGAGUUCCGUCCCCUUCCUCUGUACGAAACUUUAAUGGAGGAGGCCUAUCUCACACAUCUCAGCUCCAAAAAUCAUGACUAUGUUUAUAUGGAUGUCUCCAUUGGUGAUGAGCCUGCUGGCAGACUAGUCAUUGAGUUAUUUUCUGACAUUGUUCCGAGGACGUGCGAGAACUUCAAAUCUCUGUGUACAGGAGAGAAGGGAAAAACAGAGGAGACCGAUUACACACUGCACUACCUUAAUACAACCUUCCACAGAAUUGUCAGGAAUGGGUGGAUCCAAGGGGGUGACAUCUAUCACGGAAGAGGAAAUGGCGGGGAAUCGAUAUUUGGAUAUGUGUUUGAAGAUGAAAACUUUGCUGUGUCCCACUCGCGCCGUGGUAUGGUGGGGAUGGCCAAUAAGGGGCGCCACACAAACGGCUCCCAGUUCUACAUCACCCUGCAGCCCACCAAAUGGAUGGACACCAAAUACGUGGCCUUUGGACAGGUGAUUGAAGGGACUCAGACCCUGAGGAAAAUGGAAGAACAGGAAACUAUGAACGAUAGACCGAGAAAGGACAUCAAAAUCACAGGCUGUGGGGCCCUCAAUUUCCAGUUCUGAGCCACGUCUCUAUCAAAAGUGCUCAAUGUGACAGACAAAAUGGAACUCAUUGUCAAUAUCAGACAACCUUAAAAAGACUGUCAGGGGACUGAGGAGAUUAGCCCCCUACUGCUCUGUUAUAGUGAUGUCUUUAUCCAGCAUCUUUGUUUCAGCAUGUUUUUUUUAUACAUACGCUGUACAGUAAUGAAUAUGUAUAUAUUUUAUUGAUAAAAUGCUUAAAACACACA
Molecule: messenger RNA, 1880 nt
Organism: Ostrea edulis (European flat oyster)
Lineage: Eukaryota; Metazoa; Mollusca; Bivalvia; Ostreida; Ostreidae
Exons: 8
Coding region: 1-1653 (550 amino acids)
Biological process (GO): protein peptidyl-prolyl isomerization
Molecular function (GO): peptidyl-prolyl cis-trans isomerase activity; metal ion binding
Source: RefSeq, a predicted model, not a curated record